Limulus polyphemus (Atlantic horseshoe crab) is the source of this 831-nucleotide messenger RNA. RefSeq names its product tachykinin-like peptides receptor 86C. Gene Ontology annotation, cellular component: plasma membrane. The record is from RefSeq and is a predicted model, not a curated record. Gene Ontology annotation, molecular function: tachykinin receptor activity. The coding region runs from base 56 to 721 and encodes 221 amino acids. Lineage: Eukaryota; Metazoa; Arthropoda; Merostomata; Xiphosura; Limulidae. Gene Ontology annotation, biological process: G protein-coupled receptor signaling pathway. The transcript is spliced from 5 exons.
ACGUAGCGAGAUUCUUUUUAGGUAUGUUGUUACACUACGCCCUCUAUUGCCGAGAAUGACAAAGAGAAUGGCGAUUAUUGUUAUUUUAGGGAUUUGGUUAGGCGGUGGACUAUUGUCUUUACCUACUUUGCUGUACUCCACAACAAUAACAUACACCUAUCAGGAUGGAACCAUUAGGACGCUGUGCCUGCUUUUCUGGCCAGAUGGCCCUGCAGGCGCUUCGGAAUCAGAUUAUGCGUACAACAUUGCUUUCUUUCUCUUAACCUACGGUCUUCCAAUCACAUUAAUGGCCGCUGCCUACAUCUCGAUGUCUAGAGUUCUUUGGCGUCAAUCUCUUGAUGGUGAGUCAACGCAAGUUCAAUCAGAAGCCAUCAAGUCGAAACGAAGAGUUGUUUACAUGCUUACCAGCGUUGUUGUUAUAUUCGGUGUUUGUUGGCUUCCCUACCAUGUCUACUUCCUGUACGUCUACCAUGACAAAGAAUUCGUUAAGAAAAAGAUUGUCCAGCACCUGUACCUGUCUAUUUACUGGUUAGCUAUGGCUAAUGCGAUGCUUAACCCUAUUGUCUACUGUUGGACCAAUCACAGGUUCAGGCGUUACUUUCAAGAAGUUGUCUGCAGCUGCUGUAGUAAGCAGCCGAAUUUCGAUGUCCCUAUUCAGCGCCGUAGAAACCUGUUGGCUCAACAACAAAUCAGUGAUAUACGACUCCAUGACCUGAACUAACACAUUAGUCACUAAUCAGUCUUGAGCGAAACAAUCUUGACUGAGUCUGGGAUUGUCUAACGUCGAAAUUAUGCUGUUACUAUAUUGUGACUAUAUUUGUAUGUAAUUAG